CAAAGUUCAGGAUACAUAACAGUGAUAAUAAACCUGAUUCUGAUUCUGAUUUUGAUUCAUUUACCUUUAUAUGAUGGGCCCGGAACAGUUCCUCUGAGAUAGUGACUCCCAUGAAUUUAAGUUACUGACCCUCCAGUGAUUACUGGCUCACGGACCUCUACUUUCCUUCCCUCCCCCAAAGUUGACAAUCAGUGUGUUGAUCCACUUGUGGUGAUCUAUUCAGGUCAAGUAGAGUUGUCUGUAGUACAUUGUAGCCAUGUGUGUGAGCUCCAGGCACUUACGCAAAUGUUUAAGGGUGCAAUUCUUUGUACACUCAGUGGCCAUAUUGUAGGAACACCUGUACACCUGCUCAUUAAUGCAAAUCCAAUUAUGUGGCAGCAUCUCAAUGCAUAAAAUCAUGUCAAGAGGCUGAGUUGUUGUUCAGACCAAACAUCAGAAUUGAGAAGAAAUAUGAUCUAAGUGGCUUUGACCAUAAAAUAAUUGUUGGUGUCAGAAGGGGUGGUUUGAGUAUUUCAGAAACUGCUGAUCUCCGAGGAUUUUCGCGUUUAGCAGUCUCUGGAGCUUACAGAGAAUGGCAUGAAAAUGAAAAAAAAAUCCAGUGAGCUAUAGUGUAGUUCUGUGGGCAAAAGCGCCUUGUUAAUGAGAGAGGUCAGAGGAGAAUGGCCAGGCUGGUUCAAGCUGACAGGAAGGCGACCGUACCUCAAAUACCCACGUUACCAUAGUGGGGUGCAGAAGAGCAUGUCAGACCACACAACACAUCGAACCUUGAAGUGAGUGGGCUGCAACCGCAGAAGACCGCAAACACAGGCAGUGGCCACUUUAGUAGCUACAGAGGGUACCCAAUAAAGAGGCCACUGAGUAUAUACGUUGGUGUGUGUGUGUAGCUUUAUCUGUGUUCACUACUGAAUGCGUAUGAACUGCUGUGCUCGUGUCCAUGUGUGCAUGCGGGGCUAAAAUGUUCAGAGGUUUGAAAUGAUGUGGCAGGGGCGCGGAUGCAUCCCAGUCUCUAUUGCAGAACAAUGCAUUAUAGCCUUUUCUGUGCGUUCAUGAUAAAUUGCUGCUACCUGAUGUCAGUGUGAUUGAGCUGUGAGCAGUCUCAGGAAGUUAAAGAUCGUUCGGCUCUCCCGUCAGAGCCGCAGGGCGCAGGACAGUAAAACUGAGCAGAGUUCCCACGGAGCUCUCAGAAGAGCGCGAGUAUCCCCUCGUGAUCCCCGCGACCAGGGCUCCUCAGUGAUCCUCAGAGCAGAACUCAUUGUGGGACCUUCCUGUGGACCGUUUGCCCACUGCCCGGGGCGCCGCAGGAGACUGGACCUGCGGUAUCGUCCUCCGUGCCCUCGGCCAGCGGACUACUCGCUUUUGACAUUAAAACUUCUAUUGGGACUCCAACAGAGAUGAAUGCAGACCACAUUUAAAAGAUUAUGCGCAUAACUUUAAAUCACACGGUAAAACUUGCUCCGAGGGGCUUGGACUCAGUUUUGUUUUAUGUUUCUGAAGCCAGUUUCGCCCACGGACACCGCACGCAGUGAACAGGAGCCCCCAUUCAGCCGAGACUGCGCGCUCUACACACACCGGGCAGCGAGAAUUCCCACUCUGGGACGCUUCAUUCUGAACGGGGCGCCCUCAAGCGUUGCUCUUGGUUCAAAUGCGACGUGCGAGGCUGGGCCCGGCCGCUUUGAUUGGUGUGUGUGUGUAACCCAAUCUCUAUAUUCCGACUCACCGGCGCAGGUAGGCAGCACUCCCGACCGUGGGUUAACACUAACCUCGCAGUCAAGAGUCACACGUUAGAUUACCUUGAACAGUUGCCAAAGCACUGCUGACAAAAGACCCUUGUUAGCCCCAUCUGAGGGUAUUUGUUCCUGAUCUGUGCAGGAUUUAUUGAGUUCAAGCCCGUGAUAUAAAUAUUUCAGCCACAUUGUGAAACAUUCCGAACACAGCUCCCAACGGUUAGACGCGAAGAUGAAAAACAGACGGUGCCGAAUUAUUUUACGUAUUUUGGGCUGAUUGUAAACUCAGCAAUCAUCUCCAUACAUCAGGAGCUAUAAAGAAACACCCAGCGGUUAAAUAAAAUUGCGAUCAGCAGCGAUUCACUAAGUGCAUUUGAACCAAGCAUCUGGAAGACUGGUAAAGGAUCUUUUGCAAAAACUAACGUCACUGCACGGUUCACGGCUGCAGUUUAACUAUAACACUUUUGCCUGCGAGUUUCACUGAGGUAGUUAAUUGCAACUUUCACAUUCUCUGUAAGUUUCACUGCUACUUCUCUCAAACUUCACAUUUCAAUGCAGGAGGUUUUGCUGCAUGCUUACAAGUGCGGCAGUUUCAUUCAGAAGUCUCACAUCGAUAUUCCACAAGCGUGCUCAAGUUGAAUUAUCUCUCUCUCUCUUCUGUUCUGUGUGGAGAUUCCGCGGGCCUGUUAUUAACGCUCGCUCCAUCGGGCUAGGACACGAAUUUCCUGGAUACAGCGAUCAGCUCAGUGCAUCAGGCGGGAGGCUGCGGACCGCACGGAUCGCGCUGACGCUGAGAGCCUGGUGCCUGGGAGAAUGGGGCUGAGAGCAGGGUGAGCGGUUUGUAGUCACUGUGAUGACUUGCUCGGGCUGCCUCUGCUUUCUGCUCCUGACUUGGGACAUACCGACACCCGCUAUACCUCGCCGGCUUCUUGCCCAAACCUGAACCCUUGCCGAAGUGACAUCGUCUGAGGAUAUGCGGCUCGCUGCCGCACGCUGGCCUCGCCUCCGCGGCCGUCAGCUGCUCUGCUUCGCCUUGGUUCUUCUGUCCCAGCUCGCCGUCUCGCCGUCACUGCUGACAGGUUCCGUGGCCGGUUGUGAGGAGGAAGGAGCCGUGAUAGAGAUCCCACUGAUCACAGACAACCCCUGCAUCUCCUGUCGGUGUCUGAACAAAGAGGUGCGAUGUACCAGAGAGAAGUGUCCCCCACUGCCCAAACACUGUGCGCUCGUCAUCAAACAGACCGGAGCCUGCUGUGAGAAGUGCAAAGAGUGUGUCUUGGAUGGGAAGGUGUACAACAGCUCUGAAGACUGGCUUGUCCCCUCCAAACCCUGCUUGACCCGGACCUGUCAGGAGGGUGUUAUUACUGAGUCAGAAGUGCUGUGUGUGGUCCACUGCAAGCAUCCCGUCCAGCCCGGGCAUGGCUGCUGCCCAGUGUGUCCGGGUUGUGAGUUUGGUGGACACCACUACCAGGAAGGGGAACAAUUCUAUCCAGAUGGAGACCGUUGUAUUAAAUGUUCCUGCACGGGUGGCGCAUUGCACUGUGUCCGUGAGGUCUGUCCCAUUCUCUCCUGCCCGCAUCACCUCAGCCGAGUGCCAGCUGGAAUGUGUUGCCCCCGGUGUUUUGGUCAGAGACGGGUGUUUGACCUGAGUGCCAGGAGCUGCUUGUUUCACAGUAAGGUCUACGAGCAUCAAACCUCGAUUGCCUAUGAUAACUGCACCUCGUGUGUGUGCAAGGAUUCCAGCGUAAUCUGCAGGAAGCACUGUUCUCCCCCCGGGUCCUGCCGGGAUCGAGGGCAGUGCUGUGAGGAAUGUCUGUCCCACAUUUCCGCUGAGCAGUUCAAACUUUGUCGAGUUGGGAACAGGGUCUACAAGGAUGGAGAAAUGUGGUCAGCAGUUAACUGCUCGCUGUGUGUGUGUAAAAAGGGAGUGACAGAAUGUCGGAGGAAGGAGUGUCCCCCAGUCAAGGAUUGUCCAGUGGGAAAGACCAUCAACAGGAAUGGGUGCUGUGCAAUUUGUACUGAAAAACCCGGCGUCUGUACAGUGUUCGGUGACCCCCAUUAUAACACCUUUGACGGAAGGGCCUUUAACUUCCAAGGGACGUGCCAGUAUGUUCUGGUGAAGGACUGCUCCCGUGCUGCCAGUUUCCAGGUGCUUGUGGAGAACGACGCUCGGCGCACACAGGCCUACUCUUGGACCCGGUCAAUCGACCUGGUGCUGAACACGGGGACCGUCAGCUUGCUUCAGCACCUGACUGUGAAGAAGGAUGGGGUGAAGAUCGCUCUGCCCCAUCAGGGUCAAAACUUCUCCAUUCAGCUGGAGGGCUACUUACUCAAAGUAACGACAGCAGUAGGUAUUGAGAUCUUGUGGGAUGGAGACAGUUUUGUCGAGGUUAUGGCAGCUCCCUCACUGAAGGGCAAACUCUGCGGUCUGUGCGGAAACUACAACGGACACAAACGAGAUGAUCUGAUCGGUGGAGACGGCAGUUUCAAGUUUGAUGUGGAUGCUUUUGCUGAGUCAUGGCGUGUGGAGAGGAACAAAGUGUGUAAACAGGCCCAGCGAAGGCUCUGGCCUCACGUCUGCUCCGGCACUGUGAAAGUCAAGUUCCGUGCUCACAGAGAGUGCCAGAGACUCAAAUCCUGGCCCUUCAAGAACUGUCAUUCCAAGGUUGAUUAUGUCUUGUUCUACAGAUCCUGUGUCACUGACAUGUGUGAGUGCCCCAUGCACAAGAAUUGUUACUGCGAGUCUCUAAUUGCCUACACACGGGCCUGUCAGAGGGAAGGUGUGCAUGUGCACUGGAAGCCAGAGAUGAGCUGCCUGGCAACUCAGUGUAAGCAUGGUGCUGUGUACAACACAUGUGGACCAGGCUGUCCAAAGACCUGUGAAAACUGGAAUGAAAUCGGCCCUUGCAAUAAGCCAUGUGUGGCAGGCUGCCACUGCCCUGCAAACUUGCUGCUUCACAGAGGACAGUGCAUCAAGCCAUCCUUGUGCCCCCGGUGAACAGCCCAAGGAUCCAGAAGGUGAAUAAGAUACUGCCUGGCCUGCUUUUAGCUUGCUCCUAACAGUAAUUAUUUUGAAAAAUGCCUGCUAAUUCUAAAGUCAGCAAAACAAAAAUGGCAAAGACCUACCAAGUUAAAGGGACUUGGUUUCAGUAUAAUCACCACCUCUGGACGAUCCGUUUCAGGGAACGCCAAACCGGCAGCUGCCCAGAAAUGCAGCCACCGCUGAGAAGCAGUCCGAAUGGACCAACUGAGUAGCUACCGGACUAGUCAGAGGCUGGGAUCCAGCACUGAUUGACUCAGUACACAAAGACAGACCCAGCAACAUAUUGGGGAUGCCUGGAUAAUACCCAAGGGCACGCUGGUCAUAGAGAGUUGAAGGAUUCUGCAAUACAAUGGCUUAUCUAUGGAAUUCUUAAAUAAAAACUUCAUUGGCAUUACAGAAGGGAUAUCAUUCAUUAAUCUGGAUGUUUCAAAUAAAGACGGAGGAGGAAGUCUGUUUGAGUCUGCACUGAACCAGGAUUUUCCUCAAUGACACAAAGACUGAAGCAAUGAGGAACAAUUAGCAUGUAUGAAGGACUUGAUGGCAACUCAGAUCAGAGUCCUAUUAAAGCUUUAAAAUCAU
Hypanus sabinus (Atlantic stingray) is the source of this 5343-nucleotide messenger RNA. RefSeq names its product BMP binding endothelial regulator (gene bmper). Gene Ontology annotation, molecular function: protein binding. Lineage: Eukaryota; Metazoa; Chordata; Chondrichthyes; Myliobatiformes; Dasyatidae. The coding region runs from base 2698 to 4719 and encodes 673 amino acids. The transcript has 17 exons. The record is from RefSeq and is a predicted model, not a curated record.